Messenger RNA from Eucalyptus grandis, 4008 nucleotides. Its product is annotated as formin-like protein 5. Gene Ontology annotation, biological process: actin nucleation; actin cytoskeleton organization. Lineage: Eukaryota; Viridiplantae; Streptophyta; Magnoliopsida; Myrtales; Myrtaceae. The transcript has 7 exons. The record is from RefSeq and is a predicted model, not a curated record. The coding region runs from base 763 to 3597 and encodes 944 amino acids. Gene Ontology annotation, molecular function: actin filament binding.
GACGAAGGAACAGGGGCCCCUGUCACGCGUUUCCGUCGGUGCGAAGAUAUCCAUGGUCGCCUCCCGAGAUUGAAUUUUGCGUGCUGCCCCCUUCGUGAAAUCCCAGGAGUUAUAUAAUUCGGAAAUGCAGGAAUUCCACUCGACCCCCUUGUCCGCUCCCGCACGAAGCCUCCCCAUGCGAAAAGGUCCUGCCUUUCGCCGUAUCCGGGGUCAACAGCUCCUUCGCUGCUCCUGCAUUUACAGCUAAAGUUUUCGGGUUCUCCCCACUUUUUUGUUUUCUUGGUUAGAUCCGAUCAAAAACCCGAAGUUACCCGGAAAGGGGCGAUUCGCGUCUGAUUCAAAUUUGAAAUCUUGGGGCCUGGUUUGUUGAGACUUUUGGGUCCGAAGUAAUCUUGCUGUAACUUUUCUUGUCUGGAUCGUGGGUGGUGCGUCGGGAACGAGCGUUUGUCCGCCUCAUCCGUGUUAUCUGAUCCGACGUUUUGUCCCCUUGCGGGCUGGAAAAUCUUAGGUUUGCUCGUUUGAUUGGAAUGGUGUUGCGGUCUACCCGUUUGAUAUAUUGAGGCUCUUCUGGUCCUGUUGAAGAUUGAUUCUGUGUGGUUCUUGGUUGGACAAAUUUUUGGUCGUGUGAUCAGUAGAUACGAGAGCUUGGCGGGUUGGAGAGGCUGCAAAAGGUGAAGCUUGCAUUGGAACUUGGGUGCUGUGGGAUGUAAGUAUAAAGGUGCCCAGAGGUUUUAGCUAUCAAGCGGAUGAGAAGGAUAUCACAUGUCGAAAAGAAUGAUUCAGGGGAAAAUGGGUCUGACAAAAGUGGGAGCCUUCGUCGUCUUGGUGACUCUGCUUUGCUCUUCUAUGGCCUUUUGCUCGAAAGAAAGGGAAAGGAUGGGAGAAGAAGUGCCCGUGAGAGAUGUGUUAGAUCCACUUUCUGGAGUGAUGGAUAAAGGCUUGGUGGAGCAAUUAUUGAUCAAUUGUAGGACUGACUUGAUUCAAAUAAAGGAUAUUGUUGAAGCCCUUGAUGUAUGUCUACUGCAAGAAGCAUCUGGCAAUAGUAACAAUUUCGCUUUAGAAUGUAGAUCAAUUGCAAAAGAAAAGAUCCAGCAAUAUUUUGAUAUCCAUCCCCAUGCGAAGCACCAGCUAGUAGAUUGUUUAAGAAAGCAUAGCUUUCUGUUCCCAGUUUCUGGGGAAGAUUUUGGCUCCCAGAACUGGUACUCUGAGUAUAUCGGGUCCUUGAGUUCUAAGCUUGGCUCUUCUAGAAGGUAUUUGGCUAGUGAGUCUCCAGCACCUGCCCCAUCACCUGUAUCAGGACCUCCUGCAUCCAGCCCAGCACCAUCUCCUGGUGCUCCUAGUACUCCUGUGACUAGUACAUCGCCAAGUCCACCAUUUUUUCCUCGCAGUCCUGAUGCUCCAACCUCACCAUCUACAGGCAGUGAUAAUCAAUCAGCAAGCACGCCAUCAAAUAAGCGGAAUAAUAAAAAAUCAGUUGUUCUUGCUGUUGUAAUCACAGCAUCGGUCACAUUGGUUCUUGUAGCACUUCUAUUUUUAUGCUAUCGACGAGUAUGCAGAACUGGCCCUCCUGUGGGCCGAAAUGACGAAAGGCCCCUCCUCAGCCUAAGUUUAAGCGACUAUUCCGUUGGUUCUCCAUAUAAGCCUUAUGUCUAUGGAAGUUCAAUUAAGGAAGAUAAGCCUGGUCAACAGGCAUUCCAUAACGAGAAGCCGUCAUCUUUAAGCGGCAACUACAAUGUUGAAUCCAGUGUGCUCAAUAACUUCUCAGGCAAGACCUCUUCAGUAGGAAUUGAGGUCAAUGCUACAAAUCUAAAUCCGAACCCCUUGCCACUGCCUCCCGGAAGGGCAGGUUCUACUGUUGGUUUUCUAAAGCCUCCUCCCGGAAGGGCAGAUCCUCUUCCUCCAGAGCCACCUGCUCCUCCUAAGCCUCCUGGAAGGACAGGCCUUCCUCCUCCUGCUGCUCCACCACCGCCUCCUCCUCCCACUGUAAGACCUUCAGCCGUGGGAGCAGGUCCUAAACCUCCUGGACCACCUCCUCCACCUCCUGGACCUCCAAGGGCCAAACCUGGUCCACCACCCCCGCCACCUCCAAAGGGUGGUGCAGCUCCACCACGGCCUCCUCAACCUCCUGGAGGUUUGAAAGUAACUCGACCCUCUCCUCCUGGUGCAAACACAUCUGAUGCAGGUGGAUCAGACCACGAAGUUGAUGCCCCAAAAGCCAAGUUGAAACCAUUUUUCUGGGAUAAGGUCCUGGCAAACCCUGAACAAUCAAUGGUUUGGCAUCAGAUUAAGUCGGGGUCAUUCCAGUUCAAUGAGGAGAUGAUUGAAUCUUUGUUUGGAUAUGCCCCAGCUAACAAAAACAAAAAUGAACUUAAAAAAGAGUCUUCUUCACAAGAUCCUUCAAAUCAGUAUAAUCCGAUCAUCGAUCCUAAAAAAGCACAGAACUUAUCCAUUCUCUUGCGGGCCUUAAAUGUAACGAUUGAAGAAGUCUGUGAUGCCCUCCACGAAGGCAAUGAGCUUCCAGUCGAGUUCCUUGAAAGUUUGUUAAAGAUGGCUCCAACAACGGAUGAAGAACUGAAGCUCAGAUUAUACAGCGGUGAAGUCGCUCAGCUUGGUCCUGCUGAUCGGUUCCUGAAAGCUCUUGUUAACAUUCCAUUUGCUUUUAAACGUAUGGAGGCAUUGCUUUUCAUGAGUACUCUGCAAGAGGAGGUUUCCACAGCUAAGGAGUCCUAUGCAACCUUAGAGGUUGCAUGCAAGGAACUCAGGAACAGCCGAUUAUUUCUCAAGCUCCUUGAAGCUGUCCUGAAGACUGGCAAUCGCAUGAACACUGGAACCUUUCGAGGUGGCGCACAAGCAUUUAAGCUGGACACACUUUUGAAAUUAUCAGACGUGAAAGGAACUGAUGGCAAGACGACACUGCUGCAUUUUGUGGUUCAGGAGAUCAUCAGAUCAGAAGGUGUAAGAGCUGCUCGUGCAGCUAGUGAAAGCCAAAGCCUCUCCAGCGUGAAAUCAGAUGAUCUCCUCGAGGAUGUCUCCCAUGAUUCAGAAGAGUAUUACCGAAGCCUCGGUCUUCAAGUAGUUUCGGGCUUGAGUGGUGAACUUGAAAGCGUCAGAAAAGCAGCGAGUAUUGAUGCAGACAGCUUGACAGGGGGUGUUGCCAAAUUAGGGCAUUCAUUAAUGAAGACCCGCAAUUUCUUGAAUUCAGAAAUGAAGAAUGCUGGGGAAGAAAGUGGAUUUAACAAAACACUGAAAAGUUUCGCGCAGAAUGCUGAGAUUGAUGUGGCGUGGUUGCUAGAGGAAGAAAAGAGGAUAAUGGCUCUGGUGAAAAGCACAGGCGAUUACUUUCAUGGAAAUGCCGGGAAGGACGAGGGGUUAAGACUAUUUGUGAUAGUUAGGGAUUUUCUGAUCAUGUUAGAUAAGGCUUGCAAGGAGGUGAGGGAUGCACCAAAGAGGCCAGCGAAAACACAGAGGAAAGAGGGUCCAACGGCACGAUCCUUGUCAGAUUCUCGACAACCAGCCUCUCCUGAUCUGCGCCAGCGACUUUUCCCUGCGAUCGCCGAACGACGAGUAGAUAGUUCUAGCUCCGAUGAUGAAACUUGAUGGGAAAUCAUUUGACUCAGGCGGUUGCCAUGGCGAAAUUUGGCAGAAGAGACACGAAUCAAUGCUGCUGGAUGCUGCCUACUCUUACAGGGAGGUCAUUUGGAGAGCUCGAGGUCAUCGCAUGCACGCCCUUGAGCUCGAUUUACAUGGGCUCACGACCAGCUGGUUGACAUGGAUCUCCCCAAUCACUCCCACACGGACGGAGGAGGAGCUCACAUAAAGAUGGAUUUCCAUGGUGGAGUUGACUUGUAACUGCCCGACUUGUUCACCAAGUGCUGAAAAAAUUGGUGCCUCUGUGCUCAUUUGCAUUCUUUGUAGAAGAUUCUUUGUCGGUAUUCAUGAUUUGUAGAUUAGUAGAAGGAUAGGAAUGAAAUGAUCUAUAAAAAUGAAGAUGGAAUCAAUUUUGUGACA